Molecule: messenger RNA, 3145 nt
Organism: Procambarus clarkii (red swamp crayfish)
Lineage: Eukaryota; Metazoa; Arthropoda; Malacostraca; Decapoda; Cambaridae
Product: histone-lysine N-methyltransferase SMYD3
Cellular component (GO): nucleus
Molecular function (GO): protein binding
Source: RefSeq, a predicted model, not a curated record
UGUGCCAACAACAUUGUGCCAAGCAGAGGAUCAGCAAUCAUUGGGAGAAUAAACCCUUCAUGCAAACGGCACCUAACAUCAAUAAUAAUAAUAAUAAUAAGCGUUUUUGUUACUAUAACUACCAAAAAAAAAGCGACAUCAACCCGCCAAUGUGUCGUGAAUGUGAUUGAGUUUAUCCUCAGCUGUGAUCUGGACCACCUGAUGCUGCGAGGCGGUGGGAGAGGUUCUGGCACUGUGUCUGGCAUUGUCUGUGGCACUGGGCUGGGCGUGUGGCUCGUGGCAUGGCAUCAGUGGUAAUGGAUCAGCAGAAGGUGGCCAAAGGAAAUAUUCUUCUUACUGCAACACCUUUUGUGCAUGUUUUGAGUGGAUCUCUCAAAGGGCUCUAUUGUGAUUACUGCUUAAAAAAGAAACAGGAAAAUCUACAGCGCUGCUCUGGGUGUAAGGCAGAAUGUUAUUGCAACAAAGACUGUCAGAGGGGCUCCUGGGAUAUUCAUCGAUUUGAGUGUAAAAAUCUUCAGCGUAUAUAUCCCCUUAUUCCUCCGGAUACUGCAAAGCUUAUUGCUAAGGUUAUAUUUAGACUUAAGACUGGGGGUGACAGGGUAGAAGAGAAAGUUACGGAAAGGACGAGAAGAAAAUUUAAGGAUCUAAUGAACCAUUACACCGAUUUAAAGACUGAUAAAAAGCGUCAAGAGCACCUGACUUCUCUUGUGGUCGUCCUGGGCAAGUAUAUUGGAGCAGAAAAUCUUCCCAAUGAAGUUGAUCUUCAGGGCAUCUAUGGCAGGAUCUGUGUUAAUAGUUUCAGUAUUACUGACCCCGACUUGAACACAGUUGGGACUGGUGUGUACCUGGCAGCUUCGGUAUUUGAUCAUUCCUGUCAACCAAAUGCCUAUGUUACUUUUGAGGGCACGCGCCUUACAUGCCGCUCAUUGGUUGACAUGCCAUGUCUUGAUUUUGCUAAGAUUAGAAUAAGUUAUAUUGAUGUCAUGAAUUCUACUAUGGACCGCAAGAAUGAAUUGCACAGACGAUACUAUUUCUGGUGUGACUGUAAAUUUUGUCAUGAUCCUGAGCGAGACAGACUGAUGUCAUCUAUCAAUUGUGGAAAUGCUUCUUGCACAGCCCCUGUACUCAUUGAUGAGGAUGAUGAUAUUGAUGCACCAAUUGGUGCAUGCACCGAGUGUGGCUAUAACAACUUGAGCACUGAAACAAGAAGGAAGUAUUGCAGCAUUGCCAAUCAUUGUCGAGAGCAAUUGGAAACAAUGAAAGAUAAAUAUUAUCUUGAUGUAUGUAGAAGAGCAUUAGAGAUGCAAGGAAAUCUAUUUUACAAGCUGAAUUUACUAUGUGUUAAGCUACAGGAUGCUGCUUUUGAAGCUGCAAUUGGUGUUGAAAAUUGGAGUUCUGCACUGGAGUAUGGCAUUAAAAAUAUUGAGGGUGUGAAAUUUUAUUAUGGAGAAAAUCAUCCAAACAUUGGUCUUAUCCUUCUGAAAUUGGGCAAGAUUUGUAACCACGAGCAAAAAUUAGAGGAUGCAAUACGCUACUUCAGAGAAGCAGAGCCCAUAAUUCGAAUAAGCCAUGGAACAGCACAUCCAACGUACAAAGAAUUAAUGUGUCUGACACAACAGGCACACGAGGAGCGAGAGUUUCUUUCACGGAAGAAGAAGCGUAUAAAUAACAUUUCUGUGAUUUGCAGAACCACUUGUGGCUAAAGGAUGUCAUCAGAAGCUAUGCUGGAACUGCCUGCCUGAUGGAGUGUCUCUUGUCAGUAGUUGCUUGGUCCUCCUGGAGUGUUUCUUUCAGCUUCUAUAUUGUUUAAAGUCUUUUUCUGGGAGGGCCCCUCUCAGUAGCUUCCUGUAACUUAAGUGCUGAUCUAGUCGAGCUUUAGGUCGAUGCAUCAGGCCUCUGAAACACUUCCUUACCUACUAGGAGACAGGAUCAAAAUCUGGCUCCAGCCAAUGGGAGCUUAGGGAUAAGAGAUCAACCCGAAACUGAGAGUUCCUUCUUGGUCUUCUGAGGUGUUUGUUGUUUUUUUCUGGCUAGGGCCUUGGGCAUCUGCUUCUAGGCCUUGGCCCAUUAUCUGUGAUUGUCCUGCUGGGGAUUUCUGGCCCUUGAAUCUGGAGGCCGAUUACUGGGGCUCUGGGUUUUGGGUCCUUUUCUUUAUCUUCUCCCUGUUGGUUUAUUGGCAUCCCUCUGGGAAUUUUUGUUUUUAUUUCUUCUGUCCAGUGGGUUAUCUUCAUCUCGUUGCUCUGAGUGUCCUUUUUUUGUGCUAGGCUGAUGCUUGGGCUUGAGGCUUUAUUUUCGGUAGUCCACCUGGAAAUUGGUCUUGGGUUCUGAAUAAGGGGUCCCCUCAGACUCAUCAUGCUUGUUGCAUAUUGUCUUUUGGCAUGGUGGUGGUGUUCCUCUACUCUGGGCCUUCACCUUCUGCCUUCUCCCUUCUUCUCUUUCAGAAUUGCUGGCCUCUUCUGUAACCAUUGUGAGAUUGGUUACAGGAAGUCACUGAGGGGGCUUGCCAAGAAAUCAUGCAUUGUAUAUUAUGAAAUUCACUUUUCUUGAGGGCCCUAAGUAGCAUCCUAUUGUAGUCAGUAUUUCCUUCUUUGUGUGGACAGUCUGCUAGUGAGGGGACAGGCUGGCUGGACCCUCAGGUGACCUGGCACAUCCCAAUUAGGGUGUUAACCUAGUGGCAGUGAUAGCUUGCUUUCUUAUUAAUGCAGCUGGUACUUAAUUUUAUUCAAGCAGGUGCUUUUUUUUGUUCUGCUUAUGCUUUCUGAUAGGUUUAUUCUCCAUUUUGUGGUGAUAUCUUAUCCCCAAACUUCCAUUGCCUUGUAGAGUGUCACAUUCUGGUGCUGGCUCCUGGUAGGCAAGGGUGAGUUUCAAAGGCCUAGUGUGUCUCUCUAAAGCUUUGUUGGUCCAGCACUUAGCUACAGGGACCUACUGGGAGCCCACCAAAAGGUUGUUCAUUACAUUCAAUGUUUAAUUUUUCUUUCAGAAAUACAUUAAUUUAUAUACUGUGCCAUGAUUAUUGCAUUUUAAACAAUUUGCAUUGUAAAAAUAUUAGGCAUUGAGCAGUAUUAUAAAAUACAUUGUUAUAUGCAAACUGUUUCAAUACUGUUAUUUAUUAGAUUUGUCAGAAAUAGAAUCUUAAUAAAUUAAA